CGGAGUGGUCCUAACACAUGAGUUAAAGCAGGCCCCUUGAGCAAAGAUGUUGUCUCGAAAUCUAAUAAUAUUUCCCAUCCUGGCAUAUCUGGUGGUUACAGUUGCUGCUGCUCCUGUGGAAGAUAAAGAAACAGAAGAGGUUGAAAAUGAUGAUACAGAUGAUGCAGAUGAUGAAAUUUCUGAGGAGGACAGAGACGGUGUAGUGAUUCCACAGUGGCCAACUACAUCAUCAAAAGAAAAGGGUCCUGAAAGUAUGCCAGGGAGUGUAUCUGAACAAGUUCAGGUAGUGGGUGAGAAAAAAAUUGGAGAGAAUAAGUUCAUGACGUAA
Molecule: messenger RNA, 328 nt
Organism: Erpetoichthys calabaricus (reedfish)
Lineage: Eukaryota; Metazoa; Chordata; Cladistia; Polypteriformes; Polypteridae
Exons: 6
Coding region: 47-328 (93 amino acids)
Source: RefSeq, a predicted model, not a curated record